Dunckerocampus dactyliophorus (ringed pipefish) is the source of this 1811-nucleotide messenger RNA. RefSeq names its product nanog homeobox (gene nanog). Gene Ontology annotation, cellular component: nucleus. Gene Ontology annotation, biological process: regulation of transcription by RNA polymerase II; cell differentiation. Lineage: Eukaryota; Metazoa; Chordata; Actinopteri; Syngnathiformes; Syngnathidae. Gene Ontology annotation, molecular function: DNA-binding transcription factor activity, RNA polymerase II-specific; RNA polymerase II cis-regulatory region sequence-specific DNA binding. The record is from RefSeq and is a predicted model, not a curated record. The coding region runs from base 135 to 1304 and encodes 389 amino acids. The transcript has 4 exons.
CUUAAAAACAGCAGCCAACAAGUUGGCGCGAUUUACGAACACAAUUUGGCCUACCAGGCCGGGUCACGGUGCUAAGUCUGUUGGCCUCUUUUAACUUUUUAAGCAUAGCUUUUUAAAAUUGAGCCCCCGGAGAAAUGGCAGAUUGGAAGACACAGAUAAACUACAACUAUAACCCGUCUUACCAUGCUUAUGCCUACGGCCUAGUCUACCAGCACGGACAUGAACAGCACCACGCCGGCGCCGCCGACUACAGCAACUACGCCCCCGGAGUGGCACAGGUGUACUACGCCGCCGCCGCCAGGUCCCGCGAAGAGUCCCCGCCUCACAGCCCGGAGCAGCAUGUCGCUAACGGCCAUUGCCACUACCAGAGCUCCGGUGUCGUCUACUUCGGGGAAAGCCAAGCGAGCCGCCUCCUCCUGGCUGGACCCCACCGAGCUGCCUACGAUACACCGGCUGAGGAGAGCAGGAGGGCCGGAAGCGACUCCACCAGCGACUCAGAGGCUUACGCCUCACCAGAUUCAUGGAGUUUUGGCAGCAGCCGAGAAGGAACGCUCCCGCAGACAGUCCCUACCACACAGGCAAAGAAAGACAUCAGCGGGGAGGCAGACAGGAGUCCGGGUGCCACAGAUGUUUCCAGCUCGUUCAUGGGGGAGCCACCUUCUUACACAGAUGUGGGCAACCACAGCAGCAACGUCUUUGCCCUACAAAUGCCCUUGCCCACCCCGAAGAAAGAAAGCACCACCACCACAGAGACCCCUAAAGGCAAGGUGCGCGUGGCCUUCUCGGAAAGCCAGAUGAACGCUCUCGUCAAGCGCUUCAGCGUGCAGAGAUACCUCCCCCCUGCAGAGAUGAAGAACCUGGCUGAGCACACGGGGCUUACAUACAAACAGGUGAAGACGUGGUUCCAAAACAGAAGGAUGAAGCUAAGGAGGCACCAGAAAGACGACAACUGGAGGUUGGAGCGCUACUGCACCGACAAGGACCGCAGCCCAGGACAUGGACCUUUAUUCAGCUAUGUUCCACAGUAUCAAUCAGAAACCCAAAGACCAGCCUUUAAGAAGACUACUCCCCAGAACCUGUCCUUCUAUCUGGCCUCCAUGGGCAGCCCCACCGGGUCUGCUAAUUACCCCUCCGGGACGCCCAGUCAAGCUAUCAUGCCCGCCGCCAGGCCCCAGGCAACCGGGUGGUCCCUGCACCCGGGCGUCAGCCAGUACGAAUACAACCCUGGUGUGUUCCACUUGAGCGGCAACACCGAGCCUGACAGCAACUUUGAGGGCGCAGAUGGAGCGCCUGUCACCAGCUGAAGCGCCUCAAAGUUAUUCUACAUACCGGCCAGUAGGAGGUGCUGUUUAGACUACUGUAUAAAUUCUGAGAUUUUUUUUUUCAGGGUGGGUGUACAUUGUUCAUACAUUUUUUUUUUAGCACCGAGUUUUAUUUUUAUACACAACUAUUUAAUACUUGUUGGUGUGUCCUUUUGUGCUUGGUAAUACAGCAUGUUUAGAGGACAGCUCAAAUCUAUGCACGUUUUUCUAUAAACACAACUUAAAGAAUGUGUCUUGUACAUUCGGUUAGCUCAGUGAAGAGGCCAAAUUGUCACCAAGGCAGGGCUGCACACUGGAAAAUAACUGAUGUGGGCAGAGGGGUGAUUUUGAUUGUUGAUUUUAAUUAAAAAAUGGCUACAACCUUUAACACAAAUUGCAUUUGUUGUUUUUUCCCCCAAUAUGCCUUUUUGCAAAUUUUCUGUUGAGUUUUUUUUUGUUUUGUUCAAUUGUAUUUUUAGAAUGUGCUGUGAGACACCGUAAUGCUGCACA